AUGCUCGAUCUUAAAGAUACAAAAAAAGCAUUAAAUUAUUUUGAACAGUCAUCAAAAAUAAAACGAAAUGUGAGCACAACAUCAUCAGAAUCUGAGAAUACUGAUGCUGUUCAUGGUAAUAUUUGUAUUCUUUGUGUUUUUUUUUCACAUUACCAAAUGGCUUUAAAAUAUUAUCAGAAAGCACUCAGUCUUGCUUUAAAAACAUUAUCAAAUAAUGAUCGCUCAAUAUGUCAAUAUCGAAAUAAUAUAGCUGAUAUUAAAAAAAAAACAUUUGAAAUUCAACAAUGA
This is a messenger RNA of Rotaria sp. Silwood1, 288 nucleotides long. The record is from the annotation of a GenBank genome assembly. NCBI's taxonomy places the organism in Eukaryota, Metazoa, Rotifera, Eurotatoria, Philodinida, Philodinidae.